Messenger RNA from Pelagomonas calceolata, 1099 nucleotides. Lineage: Eukaryota; Pelagophyceae; Pelagomonadales; Pelagomonadaceae. The record is from the annotation of a GenBank genome assembly.
UGAGGGCGUAGCGGUGCCUUUUGAGCAAAGGUUUCGCGGCGCGCGGUGUCGCUGCAGUGAGAGCUAACGCGGAGUGCGAUGAAUCGCUGCCGCAAGGAGUGCGUCGGCCUCACAUGCAAUGAUGGCUGCCGAGUCUACCCAGCUGGGGUCGCACGCAGCACGCCGGAGCUCAUACGAGCUUACGAGCGCGGCACGAACCGGACAUUGCUGCUGGAAGAGUGGCUGCUCUCGCAUCGAGGAGAAGAGCUGCCCGACGAGCUCGUAGCCCGACUCUUUAUGCGUCCGUCGGGCGAGGCGCUCGAGAUCCCGGCGUGGCACGAGGGAGGAGAAGAACCAUUCGACGUCGCGGUACUCGCCGGGGCAUUGAACACCGAUCAAGACCCAAUACUGGCCCUGUUCGUCUUCGACGACGAAGUUUGUAUGCUGUACUCGAGCUGCUCUUAUAAUAGUCCCGUGGAAUUUGACAUCAAAGUCUGCCCGCGCACAGCGUGCUUCGAGGCGUUCGCGCGAAGGGUGCAUCUCGGCGAGGUCGCUCCCGCGGCGACGCCUGAUGAGGACGACACCUGGCUCGCAAGUGAAGAGAGUUUUUCAGACGAGUACAGACCGUUCGCCAUCGACGAGCCCCUCCGUGGGACGGCCUGUCAAAAGUAUGAGAGACGCUCCAGCUGGCCGAUAACAAAUACGUCCACGGCCGUCGACAUGCUUCUGGAGGCGUUCGACGGGCGCCGACUCCUCACGUGGAGUUAUUUCUUCUUUGCGGACCGGCAAAACAACGCUCCCUGGCCCCCUUGGGGUCCUCCAUGUCCAGGACCUGAUAUCCAGUUCAGCAAGAUCGUCCUCCACAUGUACUUGCAAUUGUUCGAGGAUCUGGAAGAGGACCUGCCGGCGCCCGGCGCGCUCCGGCGCGCGCGCAACUGGGACGUCCGCGGCGCCCACGUCCUCCGCCGCGCGCUCGUGGAGAAGAAUCGCGCGACGACGGGCCAGCGCCGGAAGCGCACGCGCCGCUUCGAGGACGCGUGCUUUACCGAAUUCCUCUACGCGACGUCGCCGACGCCCAUGUUCCGCCUCAUCCUGUCGUUCCUGUAAGAUAUAUUGUAAC